AUGAUGUCGCAAUUCAUUCCAACAGGGUUUUCAUUUCUCAAAUCUUUGAAUAGUGGAUUCCUUGGGCCGUCAUAUUUGUUAAAAAAGAAUGAUAAUAACAAACAAUACAUUUGCAAAGGUUUUAUAAAAUCAGCAAUUGGCGACGAUGCUGAUGUUGACAAUUUUAUUCAAAUAAUUAAGAUUUCUCGUAAGUUAAAAGAAGCAUGUUUCCUACCGUAUCAUUAUUUCUACAUCAUGGAUCAAUAUAUUUAUGCAGUUCGUCCAUUUUUCGAGGGUUUAGACCUCUCCGCUUACAUCGCAAAUUGUGCAACAGAUAUUAACAUCGUGUACGCUCAAUGGAAGGUCCUUUGCCGACUUUAUCGACAUCUUCAUAAAAGAAAAAUUUCUCCAAAUUUCAUAAAACCAAGUAAUAUAUUCAUGGAAAAUGGAUCUAUUGCAUUUAUUACCGACAUAUACCCACCUCCUCGUACUUUCAACCCGACAAUUCAUCGUUCAAACCCAUUCGAUGUUGGUUUUCUUUCUCCAGAAUAUUUAAUACCAGGAUCAUUUCCAACAUACAAGGCCGAUAUUUGGUCGUUAGGAAUCUUGUUAUGGUUUAUGACAGUUAAAAAAUUGCCUUGGAACAUUAAUAACGUUGUCGUAAUGCUUAAACAAAUACAGAAAGGAUCUCCAGAGAAUUUUGCAGUUCUUCCUGUUGAAAUCAGAGAUAUCGUUGCAUCAAUGCUUGUUUUCAAUCCAGAGAAGCGCGUAGACUCAGAAGUUCUUGUUCACUCAAGACCAGGUGCUUCGAUGAACUCUCACGAUGAUCGCCAUUCAACUUUGAAAGGAGCUGCUGAUAAUGUCCUCAAAUCUGUGAAAAUUUCAGCAAGUCCAUCUGCUAUUGGUGGUAUCCUUCCAGUUAGAAGACGUAAUCCAAACGAAGACGGCGCUCAUGAUGAUCAGCACUAUGGAGACGAUAUAUCUCCACACGUUCCUCAAAGAUUCACGAGAAUGGUGAACUUGAGCUCUCAGAGACAGAAUUCGCUUCAUCAGCUUUCAAAAAUCAGUGUUAAGUAA
Messenger RNA from Trichomonas vaginalis G3, 1056 nucleotides. Its product is annotated as cellular response to bisphenol A. The transcript has a single exon. Lineage: Eukaryota; Parabasalia; Trichomonadida; Trichomonadidae. Gene Ontology annotation, molecular function: protein kinase activity; ATP binding. Gene Ontology annotation, biological process: protein phosphorylation. The record is from RefSeq and is a predicted model, not a curated record. Bases 1 to 1056 code for a protein of 351 amino acids.